Drosophila miranda is the source of this 2312-nucleotide messenger RNA. RefSeq names its product lissencephaly-1 homolog. The coding region runs from base 195 to 1430 and encodes 411 amino acids. Gene Ontology annotation, cellular component: microtubule associated complex; neuron projection; nuclear envelope. Gene Ontology annotation, molecular function: dynein complex binding; microtubule plus-end binding. The record is from RefSeq and is a predicted model, not a curated record. The transcript has 8 exons. NCBI's taxonomy places the organism in Eukaryota, Metazoa, Arthropoda, Insecta, Diptera, Drosophilidae. Gene Ontology annotation, biological process: microtubule organizing center organization; germ cell development; brain morphogenesis.
AAAGACAAAUCUGCGGUCACGCUGAGCUCUAGUCCGCUGCUUAACAAACAAUUGUCAAAUAAAAGAAAAACAGAUAAAUAAAAUCAAAAUAAGUAUAAAUAUAAUAUAUGAAUUACAAAAUUGGUAACUGCACGAAUUGAAAACGGAAAAAGCGACCAAAAAAGACCAGAAAACUAGCCAAAUCGGAAAACAGUAUGAAAAUGGUGUUGUCGCAGCGGCAGCGCGAGGAGCUUAACCAAGCGAUUGCCGAUUAUCUAGGCUCAAAUGGCUACGGCGACUCACUUGAGACCUUUCGCAAGGAGGCCGAUGUCAGCACAGAGGCAGAGAAGAAGUUUGGCGGUCUACUGGAGAAGAAGUGGACAUCGGUCAUACGGUUACAGAAGAAAGUAAUGGAACUAGAGGCUAAGCUUACCGAAGCUGAGAAGGAGGUUAUCGAGGGGGCGCCCACAAAGAACAAACGCACUCCCGGCGAAUGGAUACCUCGCCCACCAGAAAAGUACUCUCUGACUGGUCAUCGAGCCAGCAUAACGAGGGUUAUAUUUCACCCAAUUUUUGGCCUCAUGGUUUCAGCAUCGGAAGAUGCCACCAUUAAGAUUUGGGAUUUUGAAACUGGCGAGUAUGAGCGUAGUCUAAAAGGACAUACCGACUCUGUGCAGGACGUGGCAUUCGAUUCUCAGGGCAAGCUCUUGGCUUCCUGCAGCGCUGACUUGUCCAUUAAGUUGUGGGAUUUCCAGCAGAGCUACGAAUGUGUUAAAACAAUGCAUGGUCACGAUCACAAUGUAUCAUCGGUGGCCUUUGUGCCCGCUGGCGACUAUGUUCUGUCUGCUUCACGUGAUCGAACCAUCAAAAUGUGGGAGGUGGCCACCGGAUACUGCGUGAAGACAUAUACAGGCCAUAGGGAGUGGGUACGAAUGGUGCGAGUGCACAUUGAGGGCAGCAUCUUUGCCACAUGCUCAAAUGAUCACACAAUACGUGUUUGGCUGACGAAUUCAAAAGACUGCAAGGUUGAAUUACGCGAUCAUGAGCACACCGUGGAGUGCAUUGCCUGGGCUCCGGAAGCCGCCGCAUCAGCAAUAAACGAAGCAGCCGGAGCGGACAACAAGAAAGGUCACCACCAGGGCCCAUUCCUUGCAUCCGGUUCUCGAGAUAAAACUAUACGCAUUUGGGAUGUGAGCGUCGGACUGUGCCUGCUCACGCUGAAUGGCCAUGACAAUUGGGUGCGUGGCUUGGCAUUCCAUCCGGGUGGCAAGUAUUUGGUGUCGGCCAGUGAUGACAAGACCAUCAGGGUCUGGGACUUGCGGAACAAGCGAUGCAUGAAGACGCUCUACGCACAUCAGCAUUUCUGCACCUCCAUAGAUUUUCACAAGGCGCAUCCGUACGUCAUCAGCGGCAGUGUGGAUCAAACAGUUAAGGUCUGGGAGUGUCGUUAAAGCAAAGUUAACUCAGCAAAACUUUUGCUUACUUCUCAAUUUAAACAUAAAGCUAUUAUAAUAAAUCACACACCACACACACAUACAAAAACAACAACAAAAACAGUCUCGGCCACCUCCAGCAAGUUUAUUUUCUAGACGCUUUCAGUGUCAGCGUCCGUGAGCAAAAUGAACAUAGUGUAUUUUAAACCCGAAUGCAAAAUCGCGAAAAGAAUUAUUUAUUUAAUUGUACGCCCUUCUAACUAACUAUGUAACUACCUACCUACUAUAUAAAAAGUACAUAUACGUUAAUGCCUAUGCAUAUACACCUACGAUUAGGUUCCCAAGCAGCGGCUCGCUAAGCAAAACAGGCACAAGCUGAAAUUUACGUCUAUACUUGAAUGAUGAAUGGAAACGGAGUAUUGGCAAUUGUACAACCAAAUAUAUUCAUCUGAAAAAUGUUCCAGUAGAUAAAUAUUGAUUUUCCACCCACACACACAAUCGGAAAGAUUAUAUUGAUGUUGUUGAAAGUGUUUAAAGGUUUGCUAAUGAAGCAUAGUAAUGUUAUGCGAAGAGAAGGAAAGUAUUUCAACGAUUUACGAAAACUUGGAAUUUGAAAUUGGAAUUACUUGAUUUAUAUACAAUUUUUACCAUAAAUGAGGUAAUUUUUACGAUAAAACUGAUUGCUUUUUUUCACCGUAUUCACUCUGCUCUGUUUUGAGUUCUUUUUUGCGAGAGAAGGAUCUAACCAAAACAAAAUUUAUCAAAAUGCUUACAUGUUUAAGUUGGCUUUAAGUUCAAAAUAUGAUUUACGUUUACGGUUUACAUAGUAGAAAAAUGCUGCAAAUUUAUUUUAAUAGUUUUUAUAAGUGCAAAAGCAAAUAUAUAUAUAUAUUAAUAUUA